CCUCCGCCGCCUCCCCCGACCCUCCCGCCGGGCGGAGGAGGGGGAGGGAGAGAGGGGGAGGAGGAGGAGGAGGAGGCGGGUAGGGAGAGAAAAGGAGAGGAGAGAAGAAGAGACGAGAGACGCGCCGCAACUUGCUGCCUCUCCUCCCUCGGCUCCGUGGCCGCGCCGCUGCGGGCUGCGCUCCGCGGGAGGCGGCGGCAUCCAGGGACGCUCCGCUCCGCGGGGCCCGCGCCUCCCGCCCAGAAGCUUUUGCUUCCUCACUGGGAGAGCCUGUAUGAAAACCUGUGUGGAUGAUGUUAUAAGAAACAGAAGGUGCAUGCAGCACAGAUGUCAGUCUUCUUCGAGGAGUAACUUCUUCAACCCCAAGUGAUACCAGCUCCUGCUAGUACCAUGGGGCUGGAGGGUGUUUUUUUAGGCACUGGACAGAUCCACGUAAUCCUGUGGGGAAGUUUGGCAGCCAUGACAACACUCUUGUUCCUCACCUUCCUCAUCUUCCUUUGCUCCAGCUGCAAUGGGGAAAAGAAGGCAAAAAAUCAGAAUGGAGAUCAUGAAAAUCUGAUGAAUGUGCCUUCCGAGAAGGAGGUGUUCAGCCAUUCCAUCACCAGUUCUGUAACGGAGCCUCCCCCAAACAGCGAGCAGAACGGAGCCCUGAGCAACGGAGAGGUUCUUUCUGAGGACAGUACAGCUGCCUGUAUCCAGCCUUAUGAAGAAGUACAGACAUCUGAUCUACUAGAUCAACAGGAUAGUCUCGGAAAGUCUAUAAAAUGUCACCAGAGCCGGGAACUACCCAGUAUUCCCCCUAACAACCCCAUGGAAACUAUAAUCUCAUCUAGAAAUGCAGAAAAUGAUCAAGGUCUUGGAAUGGAAGGGCCUUAUGAAGUCUUGAAGGACAGCUCCUCUCAGGAGAACAUAGUUGAAGACUGCUUGUAUGAAACUGUGAAGGAAAUUAAAGAUGUUGGAGCAGUAGUCAGCAUGGAAGGGAACUCUAGCAGCAAAUCAAAGGCUUCACUGACAGUUUCUGAAGGUCAGAAUCAGAUUCCUGAGUGCAGAAUUGAGUCAGCAGAAUAUGCAUCUGUUGACCGAAAUAAGAAGAGUCGCCAAAGUGCAAAUUCAGAAAGUCCUCUUGACAACAUUCCAGAUGUAGAGGAUGAGCUUCCCCCUCCAGUACCCAUGAAACUUCUUGAUGAAAAUGAAAAUGUGCAAGAAAAAGAAGUGGAAGAAGAAGUGACAGAAGGAGCGAGUAAACCAGAAAAGAGGCUUAGUUCAGUGUCUUACAAGUCUCGAGAGGAAGAUCCAUCUCUUACAGAAGAUGAGAUCUCAGCCAUGUACUCAUCGGUGAGUAAGCCGGGACAGGCCAUCAAGGCACUGGAUUCUCCUUACACCUGCAUUCAAGAAAUUGCAUCUCAGAGAUCCCCGUCCAUUUGCAGCGGCCUCUAUGCAAGUGUGAAGGACUUUGAAAACGCCCUCAAUUCCACCACUGUGCCUCAGCCAGCGGACAGAGCAAACGGGGAGCUGGAGCCGGACUAUGAAGCUAUCCAGGCAGUGAGCCAGGAGGAGGACAGGACCUUGGUGGUGCCCAGCACAAACCACACUGCUCUUUCAGGAGAGAGCGACUACGAGAGCAUAGGGGACUUGCAGCACCACAGGGAAUUCACCAGACUUUAACCACUCCUGCAGCAGAUUUCCACGCUGUUAUUUUCAAAGGACAAUGAAACAUGGAGGGGGAAGUGCUUUUCCUGUGGAACACAAGUUGUGAAGAAGCAAUGUACGUUUCACCCAGAUACCUGCUGGUUUUUCUGGGUGUUGGAUCAAGGCUCAUGGGAAAGGGUACAUCAGGUCAGAAAGAUGACCAGGAAAAUGUAAAGGUUUCUUUAUUGCUAUUAGCUCCAAGGUAAACGUAAUUUGGGAAGGAGUGCCAUGCUUGUUGUUGUCCUGAUAGGAUUACAUACCAAAAAGACUACCUUUACACAAAACUAGCUUCUCAUUUUAAGAGAUUAUUUUAUGUAAUUUUCUUCAAAGUGUUUUUCAAGCAUAAUUUUUCAUUCAAGUUUUGGCAUCUGCAAUGUUGAGCAAACCAUGAAUAAUUGUACCUCAACUCAGACUUACUCUUCGGGGCUGGGGAAGAUUCACUCACUUCUGUGUCUUUUGGGGAGCUCUGGCCACCUUCACUGCAACUAAAGUGCAAACAACAGUAGUUCACAAGGGACUGACUCCAAAUGUACUUGAAUUAAUUCUGCUGGCUUUUUCUUUUUUUUUUUUUUUAUGUCAAGGGCUGUAGAAUGUGACUUUCAGUAUUUGAGAUGUGUACUGAUAUUUGUAGGGGUUUUGUUUGACUAUUUGUGAAAUAUCCCUUUAAAAUGGCAUCGGUCACCCUUAGCAUUCUUGCACUGUUUCCCUCAAAUGGACAUAAACAUGUACACACAUACACCCCAGACCAUUGUCAUGUUGCAAAAAUUGUGCAAUUGAAUGCAUUGGCAUAAUGUGUAAUCUAACCUUAGCAGUGUUGAGGAAUUUUAUUGCAGAAUUUUGCCCUUUUUAAAGACUUAACUAUUUUAAUGUUUGUCUAGUUUCUUAUAUAGGAAAAAUUCUGUACUGUGUUCAGUGGGUAAUACAUUUUUUUUACAACCUAUUUUUCAUCUUCAAAGUUUUUAUAGAUUAACUUACUAGGGUUUGUAACAGGAGGAAUCCCAUUCUUUAUUUGGGCUUGAUUUUUUGUUUGGUUUUUUUUCGUAUUUCAAAAGUAGAUAAAUGAAAAUUGCUUUGGGGUUGUUUUGUUGACUUUUUCUGUCUCCGUGAGCAGGGAAAUGGAACAUGUCUUGCUGUUUUUAAGCUAAAAUUAUGGAGUCUAUGUAAAAGAACACUGCCAAAGGGCAAAAAAGAGGCAAAAGAGACAGUGGGAUUUAGUCAGGCAUAGCCUCCUUGUUCUUCUGCUAAAAGGAGCAGGAGGGCAACCAAGACCUACUUGGGCCUCUGAAAAACAGUUUCAAACCCACUGGCUUUUCAAAAAUGCUGAAUUAAUCUGUUACUGUGAAAAAUGAAGUACAGUGCUUGGAUGAAAUAAGCAGGUACUGGAUUGGUACCUUUUUUCUUCAAGAAUAAUACAAUAAAUAGAACAAUGGUACAAGAAUAGUCCAAGGGUAAAGAACUAGCAUUGUGUGACAUGCAUGUGCACAUAUCCCCAUGUAUAUAAGCAUACACUUGUAAUUUGGACACAAGUAUAACUUAUAGUCCAAGCUGGCAACAUUCACAUACGUAAUAUCUGGCAUGUGCUUGAAGAGCAGUUCAUUUUUAAUUCAAAAUAAACAGUACAUAAACUGAGGUUGGCUUAUUCUGUAGUAAACAAAACAGGUUUACUUUCAGCUCAAUUGGUACUGGGUUUUGAAGGUUGAACCCUUCUCGGAUCCUUGGUCAGUUCUCAACAUGACUUGGUACUAUAAAGGGCAAGCAUAGAUCUGGUUGCACACAUUUAUUAGAAAUAGCUUCAUAACUGAAAGAAGUGUGCUGAUUUACAGGCUUUGCCUGCAAGUUUGCUCUGAGGAGCAGUGCAGUUGUGCAGUCAGCCUCUGCCCACAGGGUGGUUCAGACUUUGUGGAUCCUGACCUUGUGUGACAGUGCAGCACAUUCUGAUCUGUGACUCUUCCUUGAAGGAGAAGCAGUUCAGACCACUCCACAUCCAUCCUGUUCUUGACCAUGCUGCCAUGUUCGACAGCUGCAGCAAACCCUUUGCUUCCACUUCAGUGCUUUUUAAGGAUGACUGUGGUUCUGCUUUCUGGAGGUUUUCCCUUUAUAAAAGUUUUUGUUGCUGUUUCCUUGAAUGUGAAUUCAUGAAGUUCACCUUUGAAUGUUCUCUCCUUCUACUUCACACUGUUUAAGGCCAAAGAUAAGAUGCACCAUUUUUCAAAAUAUUUGUCAUGCUAAGUCUGAAGAAUUUCUUUAGUCUUUAACUAUGUGUUUGCUGUCUGUUCCUUGCUCAGGGGUACCAGUUUAUAUAUGUAGUUCUCAGUCUGACUCCUGCA
Messenger RNA from Melozone crissalis (California towhee), 4016 nucleotides. RefSeq names its product phosphoprotein membrane anchor with glycosphingolipid microdomains 1 (gene PAG1). The coding region runs from base 391 to 1665 and encodes 424 amino acids. The record is from RefSeq and is a predicted model, not a curated record. Gene Ontology annotation, biological process: intracellular signal transduction; negative regulation of T cell activation. Gene Ontology annotation, cellular component: membrane raft; plasma membrane. NCBI's taxonomy places the organism in Eukaryota, Metazoa, Chordata, Aves, Passeriformes, Passerellidae. The transcript has 8 exons.